GGCCCGGCUGCAGGCCGCCCGGCGCACGCGCAGGCAGCCCAUCCGGCGCGGCGGGAGGCUGUUCGGCCGCGCCGCUCCCGCACACCAUGCUGCUCUGGGCCGUGCGCUCCCCGGCGGCAGCCGCUGCGCUGCGCCUGGGCGUCAAGAGGUCGGCUCCGUGGACGGCCGCCGCGCUCCGGGGCCUCGAGGCGGCCUCCAUCAGCCGGCGCUGGGGGAGCGUGGCGCUGAGGGGCUUCGCGUGGCGAGCGCAGGUCGGCCGUCCCGGGGUCAGGGCUGCGGGGCACUGGGAGUGCGUGCAGAUACCUGUUUGUUGGGAAGGAUGUGUUCGAUGCCUACAUACACAGAUUAGCAAGUCUGAAGAUGGAAGACUGAUUUAUACUGGGAAUCUGGCCCGGGCCGUAUUUGGUGUUAAAUGUUUCUCUUACUCUACAAGUGUGAUCAGUCUUGCAUUUCUGCCGUACAUUUUUGCCCAAAGUAAUUUAUUUGGAAGCCUGCCUCUGCAAGUCUUAUUUUAUGGCGUCGUUGGCAGCUUCACUCUGAUCACCCCAGCACUGCUUCACUUCGUGACGAAAGGCUACGUUGUCCGGUUGUACCAUGAGGCCACGACGGACACUUAUAGAGCCGUAACCUACAACGUUGUGCUUUCAGAAACCAGCACGGUGUUUCAGCAGAGCGACGUGGAGAUUCCAAACAGCGCACACGUGUUCACCACCUUUUAUGCUAAAGGAAAAUCACUGUUAGUUAAUCCAAUGCUCUUUCCAAACCCUGAAGACUAUAACCAUCUAAUGGGUUAUGACAAACCAUUCACUUUUGAUGUGGAAGGUGACAGUGAAAAGAAACCGCUUAAGGAUGAAAAAUAGAGCUUGUCAUUUUUGUUUGUACUUAAAAGUGAUUUAUGUUUCAAUAAAUUGAUUUAAUGUA
Ochotona princeps (American pika) is the source of this 921-nucleotide messenger RNA. RefSeq names its product transmembrane protein 70 (gene TMEM70). Gene Ontology annotation, cellular component: mitochondrial membrane. Gene Ontology annotation, biological process: mitochondrial proton-transporting ATP synthase complex assembly. The transcript has 3 exons. The record is from RefSeq and is a predicted model, not a curated record. NCBI's taxonomy places the organism in Eukaryota, Metazoa, Chordata, Mammalia, Lagomorpha, Ochotonidae. Bases 87 to 860 code for a protein of 257 amino acids.